Lasiosphaeria miniovina is the source of this 990-nucleotide messenger RNA. RefSeq lists its product as uncharacterized. The coding region runs from base 287 to 694 and encodes 135 amino acids. The record is from RefSeq and is a predicted model, not a curated record. NCBI's taxonomy places the organism in Eukaryota, Fungi, Ascomycota, Sordariomycetes, Sordariales, Lasiosphaeriaceae. The transcript has 4 exons.
GAAUGUAAAAUCCAACAAUUAACUAAUUGCGUUUCCCACCGCCUUAAUUGCAAACGCAAGGACGAAGGCGACCUCCCGCUUCCACGAAAACCGCCCCGAUGCCCCGCUACGAUGGCCCCGCCGUCAUCAUGUAUAUGGAAAGGUGGCUCUGGGGGCAUUACGGAGCACCUGAGGCAACCAAGGCAGAGAGAUCAAUAUACGCUAAGCUCAAAGGGGUAUAGGGCCAAAUUAAGGCCCGUGGUCAAUGUACUCAUAACCCUAGCCCAGCAGAUUUCCAAUAAACGGCAUGCACGGGCCAACUCUUAAAAAUGUAUCACAUUCGCCGAAUAUUUGUACAGGGGUAUCGAAUAUAUCGCCGCCCACCCUGCCAACAUCCCGACCUUUGCCGCUUCUGCAUCUUUUUCAACAUCCCCAAGGCAGAUUGUGCACGCCACCGCCUAUCACCAUGAGUAACCCCAGAUAUUUUGCGACUUUGUUUUUAGAACGCCUAGAAGCCUCACAGAUUCUUCUUGUCGAGUGGGAGACUACUCUCCUGAUACGUUUCGGCUAUCCUCUUGCGCCAAAUGGAAGCCGAUUUUUUCUUGUCCCUGACAGCCAGCUACAGAAAGUCGGCGAAAUUGCUGCGGAAUUAAGGCUAUCUCCUGUGGAUGAGAAUACUUUACGCUCAGUCUACCGUGCGAGAUGGCGGAGAUGACACUUCGCUACCUCAUCGACGACACGGCUUCUAGCCAAGGUCCGCCGCGACGAAUUAGCUGCGACGAGCUUGUACCGAUUAUGGUUGAUAAUGGCCUUCAGCCCACACUACCCAAUACUGUCCGGACAGUGCCUCUCCCGGUCGCAUGCGCCGCUUUCGUCCGAAUGGCUGCUCGCGAAAAACGCGCAAGUCGACUCCGCACUCGGAUAUUUGAGCAGCUUUCUAGCGUGAUCACGCAUAGCCUCUUUGACAUGAGCUACGAGGGAGAUUACAUGGAGUUUCCGCCGAAUGACUAG